AUCUGUCAUCCGUCCCGAGAAGAUACCUGUAUUAUCGACACUGCACUCUAUUUGCCGUCAAUUUUUUGUCAAAACAACAAUAGAUCAAGAUGGCGAGUUCGUCUAGGUAUGACGCCAACAAAGUAUGUUGCAGCUCACAUCCAGAUGCCCCUUUAAUUGAAGACUACAGGGCGGGAGACCAAAUUUGCUCAGAAUGUGGCUUAGUAGUAGGUGACAGAGUAAUUGAUGUAGGGUCAGAAUGGAGAACCUUCAGUAAUGAAAAAUCCGGAGUGGAUCCAUCUCGUGUCGGCGGGCCCGAAAACCCCCUUCUCAACGGAUCUGACCUAACCACAAUGAUAGGCCCAGGCCGAGGUGACGCAUCUUUCGACAGCUUCGGGGUCGCCCGUUACCAAAAUCGCAAAACCAUGAGCAGUUCAGACCGUGCUUUAAUCAACGCAUUCCGCGAAAUCAACGGAAUGGCCGACAGGAUCAACUUGCCUAGAACAAUAGUGGAUCGUGCCAACAAUUUAUUCAAGCAAGUUCACGAUGGCAGGAAUUUAAAGGGGCGUUCAAACGACGCCAUUGCGUCGGCUUGUCUGUAUAUAGCUUGUCGCCAAGAAGGAGUUCCUCGAACUUUCAAAGAAAUCUGUGCAGUUAGUAAAAUCAGCAAACGUGAAAUCGGCCGGUGUUUCAAAUUGAUUCUCAAAGCACUCGAAACUUCUGUUGAUCUCAUCACCACCGGCGACUUCAUGUCGCGGUUUUGUUCAAAUCUGGGGUUGCCCAAUAUGGUGCAACGAGCAGCGACGCAUAUCGCGCGGAAGGCUGUGGAGUUGGAUAUAGUGCCGGGAAGGUCACCCAUUUCGGUUGCUGCGGCUGCGAUUUAUAUGGCUUCACAGGCGUCAGAGGACAAAAGGAGCCAGAAAGAAAUCGGUGACAUCGCCGGAGUGGCCGACGUCACCAUCAGACAGUCGUACAAACUCAUGUACCCCCACGCAGUCAGCUUAUUCCCUGAAGAUUUCAAAUUCGCAACUCCUAUCGACCAAUUACCGCAGAUGUAAUUUUAGGGUAUUGUUACGGUUCUUGUUUUGUUAUAAAUUUUUAUCGUGCACGCCGUAGGUGUUGCAAGUAAAUAUUUUUUUAAGGUUUAUACAAUACACGUUAAGUAGGCUCAAUUAAAAUUUUAUAAAAUAAAAAAAUCUAGCACUGCAA
Molecule: messenger RNA, 1188 nt
Organism: Zophobas morio
Lineage: Eukaryota; Metazoa; Arthropoda; Insecta; Coleoptera; Tenebrionidae
Gene: TfIIB
Product: transcription initiation factor IIB
Exons: 5
Coding region: 90-1037 (315 amino acids)
Biological process (GO): transcription preinitiation complex assembly; transcription initiation at RNA polymerase II promoter
Cellular component (GO): nucleus; transcription preinitiation complex
Molecular function (GO): TBP-class protein binding; RNA polymerase II general transcription initiation factor activity
Source: RefSeq, a predicted model, not a curated record